Molecule: messenger RNA, 720 nt
Organism: Caenorhabditis remanei
Lineage: Eukaryota; Metazoa; Nematoda; Chromadorea; Rhabditida; Rhabditidae
Exons: 6
Coding region: 1-720 (239 amino acids)
Source: RefSeq, a predicted model, not a curated record
AUGAGACGUGCUGCCGGCUCUCAUAUUCGUACAAAUCGUCAGAAACUUGCUCUUUUGCAAAGAACAACUCUUGAAGCUCGGAAUAUUGCACCAUCAUUAAGAUCGAACCAUGUCAGAAAAAUUCUGAAGCGUGAGCAAGCCCAGAAGCCGGCUGAGCAGACCCACGUUCCUCCUCAUUUCAGUUUAGUCGUUGAUCGUCCUCCGACAACUCGUCAUACUCCUCGCCGCCGUUCUUUACCGAAAGAAGAGAGCCCCCGGAGUGGACUAAAACCUCACGACACUCUUGGAGUAGAUGAUCGACGCCAAUCUGCUUGCAGUAUUGCUGAACGCCGAAUUGAGGAGCACAGAAAAUACAGCUCUUACGGUGUUGAGUCUCCUAUCCCUAUUGGAAUUUCUGGCGGAGAAGAAGUUCCAGAAAGAUCGCCUUCUAUUUCUUAUACCCGCCAACCUGUAAGAAGUCUGUCAGCUGGUUGGAAAGAGUCAUUUCGGAGAAAACUAAACAUAUUCCGAAGACCCAGUCCAUCUUCACUAAGUUCUCGCUCUACUCAACAGUUCCUAUCGCCAAGCCCAGAAAUGUCGUGUAAAUCGAAUCCAGAAGCAGUGAAAAUGAAAAAGUCAAUCUCGUUCAGUGAAACAACUCGCAAUGCGCUCCGCCGAUCGUUCCGUCAGAAAGUUUGUUAUUUAUUUGCUUUCAAGGUUAUCUCGUUAUCAGUACUAUAG